Wasmannia auropunctata (little fire ant) is the source of this 1533-nucleotide messenger RNA. RefSeq names its product branched-chain-amino-acid aminotransferase, cytosolic (gene Bcat). Gene Ontology annotation, molecular function: branched-chain-amino-acid:2-oxoglutarate transaminase activity. Gene Ontology annotation, cellular component: mitochondrion. Gene Ontology annotation, biological process: L-leucine biosynthetic process; L-valine biosynthetic process. The record is from RefSeq and is a predicted model, not a curated record. Bases 1 to 1227 code for a protein of 408 amino acids. The transcript is spliced from 7 exons. Lineage: Eukaryota; Metazoa; Arthropoda; Insecta; Hymenoptera; Formicidae.
AUGAGAAGAAUUCUUAGAUCGAUUUUAUCCCUUGGAAAUCUGAUUAAUCAGCUGCAGCAGAGCGUUAGGUGGAGCUCUUCUUUAAAAACCAAAGACAAGAACUCUAUACAACCGCAACGUUUUUUUAAGUAUGCAGAUUUAUCUGUCCGUCUCGCUGGUCCAGAUCAGCUAAAUCCUAAACCCGAUGUUAAUCAGCUUUCAUUUGGGAAAUAUUUCACUGAUCACAUGCUCAAAAUACAUUAUUACGAAGGUAUGAACGGCUGGCAAGCACCAGAAAUUAUGCCUUUCGAAAAUAUAGUUCUUCAUCCAGCUGCGAAAGUGCUUCAUUACGCUGUGGAGUUGUUCGAAGGUAUGAAAGCUUAUAGAGGUGUUGAUGGCAAAAUAAGGUUGUUUAGGCCAGAGCUAAAUAUGGAGAGAAUGAAUAAUUCAGCAAUAAGAGCUGGUCUGCCUCCUUUCAGAGGGGAUGAAUUAAUUAAGUGCAUUUGCAGAUUGAUUAGUAUAGAUCAAGAAUGGGUUCCACAUUCUACCGCCUCUAGUCUUUACAUUCGUCCUACGCUUAUCGGCAUCGAUCCUACACUUGGAGUCGCAACUUCGGAUUCAGCUUUAUUGUAUGUAAUCCUAUCUCCUGUCGGAUCUUAUUUUAAAGCCACAGAUCGGCAAGUCGGAGUUUCCCUGCUUGCAGAUCCCAGAUAUACGAGAGCAUGGCCUGGUGGUUGUGGUGAUUCUAAAUUAGGUAGUAAUUAUGGACCUACGAUUCAUGUUCAACAAGAAGCCACCGAAAAAGGUUUGCAGCAAGUAUUGUGGCUGUACGGCGAAAACAAUGAACUUACAGAAAUUGGUACUAUGAAUGUCUUCGUUGUUUAUAUAAAUGAUAAUGGAGAAAGGGAAUUACUUACACCACCCUUAAAUGGUUUGAUCUUGCCCGGAAUUAUAAGAAGCUCGCUUCUAAGUAUAGCUAGGCAAUGGAAUCAAUUUAAAGUUACGGAGAGAUCUAUUACGAUGAAAGAAAUCAUACAAUUAAAUUCAGAGAACAGGCUGUUGGAAAUAUUCGGAGCAGGAACAGCAUGUGUAGUAAGUCCCGUAUCUUAUAUUGACUUCCAAGGUCAAGGGUUGCAUAUACCAACGACGGAACAACCGGAAGCAAUUUAUCAGAUGCUUAGAAAACAUCUAUUGGACAUACAGUAUGGUAUUAUACAUGACCAUCCAUGGAGUUUAGUCAUUGAAUAAAAUAUGAACGACAGAAAAUUAUGGCUACUUUUCUUUUAAAAAACACAGUCGACGCACUUAACACAAAUCGACGCACGGGAAGGAGGGUGCUUUCCAUUUACAAUUUUCAAAAUCAAUUGACAUUCCUUGACUUUUCUCAAGGCGAGAAUUAAAUUGUUUUUGUUAAUUGAACGAUUAUUAGAACGCAUCCGCAACUUCCAUCAUUUUGUUUGAUUACACGUAUACACACGAUGUAAGAUUCGAAUGUGCUCGAGUGUUAAUCUGUGUUGAUUUAUGUUUAAAAGAAAGCAGCCUAUAUCUAAGAUU